GCGACCCACCACAGCGCGAUCCUCUCUCGAGCCGACCCGCACACCCGGACCCGCCUCCCUUCGCCAUGGCGUCCUCCCCCUCGUACCUCCUCCCGCGCACCAGCCAAGACGAGCUGCCCGCGGCGCUCGACCAGGCCCUCACCGACGUCGAGAACCAGUUCGACACCCCGACCGACCUCCUCAAGCAGAUCACCGACCGCAUGCUGUGGGAGUUCAACAAGGGCCUCGCAGGAGCCCCGACCGACGACGAGUCGUUCAUGCCCAUGAUCCCGUCGUACCUCCAGCAGGUCCCGCACGGCACCGAGAAGGGCACCUACCUCGCCCUCGACCUCGGCGGCACCAACCUGCGCGUGUGCGAGGUCGAGCUCCUCGGCGACAGCAAGUGGCGCAUGAAGCAGCAGAAGUACAAGGUCUCCGAGGCCCUCAAGGUCGGCGAGGUCACGGCCCUGUUCGACUACAUCGCCGGCUCGGUCGACCACUUCCUGACCGAGAUUGGCACGUCGGCGAGCGAGGACGAGAAGCUCCACCUCGGCUUCACCUUUUCGUUCCCUGUUCAGCAGACGGCCAUCGCGGCGGGUACCCUCAUGAGCUGGACCAAGGGCUUCGAGUGCAAGAACGCGAUCGGCAAGGACGUCGUCCAGCUCCUGCAGGACGCCCUCGACCGCAAGCACAUCCACGUGCGCUGCAGCGCCCUCGUCAACGACACGUGCGGGACCCUCAUGGCGGCCGCGUACGAGCGCGGCGACUGCCUGUGCGGCGGCAUCUUCGGCACGGGCACCAACGGCGCCUACGUCGAGGACAUUGACCGCCUCACCAAGAUGGGCUUCCAGGCCGACGAGCUCGAGGCCAACAAGCGCCACGGCCUCGACAAGAUGGUCGUCAACACCGAGUGGGGCGCGUUCGACAACGAGCGGACCGUCCUCCCGUUCACCGUCUUCGACAGCCGCGUGGACCGCAUCUCGAUCAACCCGCGCAAGCAGGCGUACGAGAAGAUGAUCUCGGGCAUGUACCUCGGUGAGGUGACGCGCAACGUCCUCCUGCACCUCGUCGACUCGCAGGUCCUGUUCAAGGGCUACUCGACGCGCGCGCUCAACGCCCACUACGGCCUCGACACGGCCCUCAUGUCGGCGCUCGAGGCGCCGUUCGUGCCCAACUCGACCGAGUCGGGCGACCCGCUCGCCGCCGUGCGCGACGUCCUCACGUCGUCGCUCGGCCUCGCGCCCGCACUCGUCGCCGACGCCGACUGCUCGGCCGCCGCGCGCGUGUCCGAGGUCGUCGGCACCCGUGGCUGCCGCCUCGCCGCGUGCGCCAUCGCCGCGACCGUGCGCCAGACGGAGCAGACGACCCAGGGCCAGGAGAAGGAGCUCGUGUUUGGCCUCGACGGCUCGCUCGUCGAGUUCUACCCGCGCUUCGAGCAGCGCGUGCGCGACGCGCUCGUCGAGAUCCUCGGCGCCGACCAGGCCAAGAAGGUCAAGAUUGCGCUCGCCAAGGACGGCAGCGGCGUCGGUGCGGCGCUGUGCGCCCAGGCGGCGGCCGCCAUGGAGAGCAAGGGCGCGACGACGGUGCGCAAGGACUAGAGCGCGGUGCACGAGCAGGUGCAGGAGCAGGGGGGACGUCGUCGUUGCCUGUAUGGUCAGUCGCAUUGUACAGAAUACUCUCUCGGGCGCG
Messenger RNA from Rhodotorula graminis WP1, 1668 nucleotides. RefSeq lists its product as uncharacterized. The record is from RefSeq and is a predicted model, not a curated record. Gene Ontology annotation, biological process: glycolytic process; glucose 6-phosphate metabolic process; intracellular glucose homeostasis. The transcript has 7 exons. Lineage: Eukaryota; Fungi; Basidiomycota; Microbotryomycetes; Sporidiobolales; Sporidiobolaceae. Gene Ontology annotation, molecular function: D-glucose binding; ATP binding; glucokinase activity. The coding region runs from base 66 to 1577 and encodes 503 amino acids. Gene Ontology annotation, cellular component: mitochondrion; cytosol.